Rhinopithecus roxellana (golden snub-nosed monkey) is the source of this 2970-nucleotide messenger RNA. RefSeq names its product ankyrin repeat and EF-hand domain containing 1 (gene ANKEF1). The coding region runs from base 372 to 2702 and encodes 776 amino acids. NCBI's taxonomy places the organism in Eukaryota, Metazoa, Chordata, Mammalia, Primates, Cercopithecidae. The record is from RefSeq and is a predicted model, not a curated record. The transcript has 10 exons. Gene Ontology annotation, molecular function: calcium ion binding; protein binding.
GCCCCGUGCGUGGCCGAAGCUCACAAUCAGCCCUGUCCCUGCGGCUCCCACCCCGUCCCCUGCGUUCACCUGCCCGCGCGCUCGCCCUCUGGGGACCCGGGGCCCAUGGACACACACACCCAGUCCUGCUGUCCCGCGCGCCAGCUCGCCAGCCUUAACCAAAGGGACACAAGUCACUCCUGGGCGCCUCCGCCGGGCUCCGGGAGCCCAAGGUCGCGGCUGGGCCAGCGCUGACCGUCAGAGGAAGAGAGCAGGAGGCUCCCCAGUCGCCCCAGCAGGCCCAGGCGCAUAGGAUCCCUGGCUUCUGGUCGCCCGGACGACUAAGAGUUUUACUUUUGGUCCAGAAAGCAUUUUCAAGGAGCUGGUCAAGCAUGGCUUUAGCAGAUAAGAGACUUGAGAACUUACAGAUCUACAAAGUUCUUCAAUGUGUGCGGAACAAAGACAAGAAGCAGAUAGAGAAGCUGACCAAGCUUGGAUACCCUGAACUAAUCAAUUAUACAGACCCCGUUAAUGGACUUAGUGCUUUGCACUUAGCCUCAGUUUCCAAUGAUAUUGAUAUGGUCAGCUUUCUCCUUGACCUUGGUGCUCACCCUGAUGUGCAAGACCGAAUGGGCUGUACUCCUACAAUGAAGGCUGCAGAACUGGGCCAUGAAUUGUCAGUGGAAAUAUUAGCAAAGGCAAAGGCUGAUAUGACUAUAGUUGAUAAUGAAGGAAAAGGUGUUUUGUUUUACUGCAUUUUACCAACUAAGCGGCAUUAUCGCUGUGCUCUGAUCGCCCUUGAACAUGGUGCAGAUGUCAACAAUUCUACCUAUGAAGGAAAGCCAAUAUUCCUUAGAGCUUGUGAAGAUGCACAUGAUGUUAAAGAUGUGUGCCUGAUAUUUUUGGAAAAAGGAGCCAAUCCCAAUGCAAUCAACUCAUCCACAGGCCGCACAGCUUUAAUGGAAGCGUCAAGAGAAGGGGUAGUGGAAUUAGUUCGAGGCAUACUGGAAAGAGGAGGUGAAGUGAAUACAUUUGACAACGACAGACAUCAUGCUGCUCAUUUUGCUGCUAAAGGAGGCUUUUUCGAUAUAUUGAAGCUUCUUUUUGCCUACAAUGGAGACGUGGGGCUGAUUUCUUUAAGUGGGAACACACCACUUCAUUACGCUGCCAUGGGUGGUUUUGCAGAUUGCUGUAAAUAUAUAGCUCAGCGAGGAUGUGACCUGAAAUGGAAGAAUUUAGAUCAUAAAACGCCCAGGGCUGUGGCUAAGGAACGCGGCUUCAAAGCAGCAAGCAAAGAAAUACGACGAGCAGAGAGAAUCGCUAAUAAACUAGCCAGGCCGGGAGCCAAAAAUCCAAAUCCACUGUGGGCCCUUAGACUGCACGAUUGGUCCGUAGAACGCGAGCCUUUCCUCCGGGAAGCCUUUUCAGUUUUAGACAGAGGUGAUGGGAGCAUCAGCAAGAAUGACUUCGUGAUGGUGUUGGAGGAAAGGCAAGAUUAUGCGAGCUCAGAACAGCUGACUGCCAUCGCUCAACUUCAUGAGAAAACUCGGGGAGGAGGGGUCAAUAUUAAUGAAUUCUUUAAAGGAACCAGAUAUUUAAACAAGUCUUUUGUAUUAGGAUCUUAUGGACCUAAGAAAAAGAAAAAAGGGAUGGGCAAAAAAGGAAAGAGAGGGAAAUUUGUCUUACCCCUUCCAAUUUGCGUCAUUCCUGAGUACGCGUUUCCACGCCGGCAGGAUGGUGGGCCACCGUAUUACAUGAUUGAGACCUACAGGAAUGUCACUGAUAGCAGCCGGUUUAACAGAGAUCAUCCCCCAGAACAUCCCAUUCAGGAUGACUCUGCUUGGUACAUUGAUGAUUCAGAGAAGGUAUUUUCAAACAUUAAUACUAUCACCAAAGCAGGGGAUCUGGCUUCUCUGAAAAAGGCCUUUGAAUCAGGAAUACCUGUGGAUAUGAAGGAUAAUUAUUACAAAACUCCACUAAUGACGGCGUGUGCAAGUGGAAACAUAGAUGUGGUCAAGUUUCUUCUUGAAAAAGGAGCUAACGUUAAUGCGACAGAUAAUUUUCUGUGGACUCCACUUCAUUUUGCAUGCCAUGCAGGCCAACAAGACAUUGUUGAGCUUCUUGUUGAAUCUGGAGCUUUCAUAGACGCAGUUUCAAUCAACAACUCAACUCCUUUAAAUAGAGCCAUUGAAAGCUGCAGACUGGAUACUGUAAAAUACCUACUUGAUAUUGGUGCUAAAUUCCAGCUGGAAAAUAGAAAAGGGCAUACUGCCAUGGAUGUUGCAAAGGCAUAUGCUGAUUAUAGAAUAAUUGGUAUGAUUAAAGAAAAGCUAGAUAACUUGCCAAAACCAGCGGAAAAUCAAAAACUAAAAGGCAAGACACCUCCUAUACUGAAGACUGAAGGCCCUGAAAUUAAGAAAGAAGAGGAACCACUGUCAUCAAUUUAUGGUGUACCAACCACAUCAGAGGGAAAGAAAGUACAGAAGGAUAAUGUGGUUCAUCUCAAUUCAUUGAUUACCAGUGGUUAUACUAAGAAAGUGGAUAUCACAUUUAUUCCACGGAGGAUUUGGAGUCCUGAAGCCACAACAGCAGAGCUGAUCAGGAAGAGGGAACUACGGCGAGAGAGGUUUACACAUGAGGUGGACUUUGACGAUUUUAUGAUGCCUUUUCAGAAGAACAUCACAGAGAAAGCUCGAGCACUGGAAGCUGCCUUGAAGACCUAAGUUAUAGCAGUUACUUCUUGGGGUAAAUGCUUUGAGGCCCAGGGACCAGUCUCUGGAGAAAGUAGAUAUUUCCAUCAAAGCCAAAGCAAUCCAUACACCAAGAACUUCUUACCAAAUGUUUCUUUUUGCUUUAACAACUAUAAAUAUUCUGAGCUGUCUAGAGAAAAGAUGUAUGUGAAUUUGAAAUGAAUGGUAUAUCAUUCUGGAUAAAUCCCCAAGCCCCUUUAUGAAUGUAGUGAAGUACAUGGCAUGUGGGUUAUAAACAUUG